Molecule: messenger RNA, 665 nt
Organism: Terrapene triunguis (Three-toed box turtle)
Lineage: Eukaryota; Metazoa; Chordata; Testudines; Emydidae
Product: lysine-specific demethylase 6B-like
Exons: 4
Biological process (GO): heart development; regulation of gene expression
Cellular component (GO): MLL3/4 complex
Molecular function (GO): chromatin DNA binding; RNA polymerase II cis-regulatory region sequence-specific DNA binding; histone H3K27me2/H3K27me3 demethylase activity
Source: RefSeq, a predicted model, not a curated record
GAGCUCUGCCCCCCGGCCCCUGCAUGGCAAGCUGGAGGCCAUCCACGGCUGCGUGCAGGCCCUGCUGCGGGACCCGGUGCAGCCGCAGCUGUGGGAGCAGCUGGGGCAGGUCUACGAGUCGGAGCAGGACUGGGAGGAGGCCGUGCGGUGCUACCAGAAUGCGGCCCGCUACCAGCGCGACUAUGGGAACUACAGCGAGAUCAGCGCCCGCAUCGGGCGCCUGCAGCAGGCUCAGCUGUGGAAUUUCCACUCGGGUUCGUCCCAUCACCGGAGCAAGGCCCUGCCCCCCCUGCAGCAGGUGUGGAACCUCCUGCACCUCGAGAAGCGGAAUUUCUCAGCCAAGCGCAGCCCCCAGCUGAAGCGGCUGGCGCCCCCCAUGGAGCCUCCCGUGGUGCAGCCCAUUCCCCCCGCCCAGCACCCACCCCACCCCGGGCACAGCGAGGAGCUGCCCAGCCCCAUGAAGAGGAGGAGGAGCGCCAGCCCCGAGCAGAGCGGGAACGUGACUGGACAGCCCCCCCCCAGGAGCCCCCCACUACCAGCAGCCCAAGCCUGGGCUGUGGAACCCCCUCCAUGGCGACACGUGGGGGCCCGAGCGCAAGAACGUGGCUGCGCCGGAGAGACAGGUAACCCCCCCUCUCGUACCCCCGGCCACCACACCCUCCCGG